ACAGGUGGGCGGGACUUCCGGUUGCAAGGACCCGGAAGAUUCGCUGCCUGCAUCCAUAUGCCCGCUACUUGUAACAUAUUAAUGUAAUUUAGACAGUUUUCUACUGUGUAGUAUUAGCAAACAUGUUAUCUUUAGACUUUUUCGACGACGUCCGACGCAUGAAUAAGCGUCAGUUGUAUUACCAGGUUUUGAACUUCGGUAUGAUUGUGUCUUCUGCGCUGAUGAUCUGGAAAGGACUGAUGGUUGUCACUGGCAGCGAAAGCCCUAUUGUUGUUGUCCUCAGUGGGAGUAUGGAACCAGCUUUUCACAGAGGGGAUCUUCUGUUUUUGACCAAUCGAGUGGAGGACCCCAUCAGAGUUGGAGAGAUUGUUGUCUUCAGGAUAGAAGGCAGAGAGAUCCCAAUAGUACACAGAGUGCUGAAGAUCCAUGAAAAGGAAAAUGGUGACAUUAAGUUCUUGACCAAAGGAGACAACAAUGCAGUCGAUGAUAGAGGAUUGUACAAGCAGGGCCAACAUUGGCUGGAGAAAAAGGAUGUGGUGGGACGAGCGAGGGGGUUUGUGCCAUAUAUUGGGAUUGUCACCAUCCUCAUGAAUGAUUACCCGAAGUUCAAAUAUGCUGUGCUCUUCAUGCUGGGUCUUUUCGUUUUGGUCCACCGGGAGUGAGACAAUCAGCACUGAAGAUGGCUAUAAACUGCGUCCAGAAAACCUCAGUCAUGCCUUUCAAACCAGAUUUACUUUUUCAAAACCAACAUAAUUGUUCUUUUUUUUUUUUUUUUUUUACCAUUUGUUAAUUAUUUUUUUUUGUAGAAACAUGGUUAGUCUUUGCAUUCUCAAAAGUCCAAAUAUUUUUGUGAUAAUAUAGUUAAAGUUCACUUUAGUAUGUUAUCUUCAAAAGGUGAAAUGGCAUUCUUAAAAAUAAAUCAGCUUUUGUGAAUUUCCUAUUCAUUUAUUGUGUCUGGAAGUGUAUUGUGGCAACUGAAAAUUAACUUAAUAUGUUAUCUGGUUAGCAUAAUUUUGUAGUUACAUAAACUGUUGUAUUUUGUUUGGCCCCUCACAACAGGACCAAUUUUUUUAUUAAUGUAAACGGUUCAUCCUUUUUGGAAAGAAAAAAAAAACUUCAUUUUGAUUUGUAGAUUUAUGACGAUAUGUUUAACAAACCUUUUUACAAGUCUGUAUUGGAAAUGAAAAUAGUGUAUGUCAUCACUGAGAGACCUACAUUAAAAUAAACGUUUCAAAGUUCUUGGUAAAA
Messenger RNA from Cyprinodon tularosa, 1248 nucleotides. It is a transcript of the gene sec11a, whose product is annotated as SEC11 homolog A, signal peptidase complex subunit. The transcript is spliced from 6 exons. The record is from RefSeq and is a predicted model, not a curated record. The coding region runs from base 123 to 662 and encodes 179 amino acids. Lineage: Eukaryota; Metazoa; Chordata; Actinopteri; Cyprinodontiformes; Cyprinodontidae. Gene Ontology annotation, molecular function: serine-type endopeptidase activity. Gene Ontology annotation, cellular component: signal peptidase complex; membrane.